AAAAUAAAGAAAAAAAAAAAAAAAAAACAACGCCCAAUAGACAGCGACCAAGUUAGUUAAUUAGCGGCUUGCGAAUCACCUGCAGUCCGUCCACUAUCCACCAUGCACUUCUCAGCCCUAUCACUCGGACUCAUCGCCCUCCUCGCUGCCGUCCACGCACACCCCAGCAGCCCCGUCGGCGCAAACCGAUUCGUAAAACGACAAGGGCAGGACAUCGGAAACACCGCCUGCGUGGGUGCCUGCGUCAAAACCCCAGAGACCUUGAACUGUGGGAAAAAUAUAGAGUUCCGCCCCCAACAGGGAUGCUACAUUUGCUGCUAUUCAAAUGAACGGGAAGGCGGCUUGCCCGUCACCACGGCGGAUCGUGGUGCUGGGCUGUCCUAAGUUCGGAAUGUGGUAAUGGGACCGGGAUCCAUGGAUGAGGGAAUAUAAUGUAUAAUUGAAUUUAAUAUGAAUAAUGGAUGAGAUGGACGUCUAGUCGGGUGUUCAGACGGGAGGACAUUGACUGCUAUUGUCCCUAGUGUCGCUGGUUGAUCGGGGUGGGCGUUAAUUGAAGUUUUACGUCCUAUGCUUGAACCACCACGAUUUCCAAAAUCUUAAUUAUCAGCUACUUUUUUUUUUAUAUAUAACGUCUAGUACGACUGUCC
Molecule: messenger RNA, 647 nt
Organism: Aspergillus versicolor CBS 583.65
Lineage: Eukaryota; Fungi; Ascomycota; Eurotiomycetes; Eurotiales; Aspergillaceae
Exons: 2
Coding region: 103-384 (93 amino acids)
Source: RefSeq, a predicted model, not a curated record